CGUUUCGUGAGACGGACGUCUACGCCGCGUAGCACCGCGAGGUUAACAGCUACGUGCUACUCGCUACGACGUGCUCAUAAAUUCACUUGAACGCUAGAAAAUUGAAUUUCAAAAACUCAUCUGUUAUCUCUACUGAUUCAAGCCACGAAUUAUUCGCAAGUGUUGUGAACGUGUUAGUUUUUUCUGAUUUACUUUAUGAACGUCUAACAUGCUAGUAGACUAUAGAAAUAUGAAGACUUCUACGGCACUAAUACUGCUCCUACACUUAUCACUCCAUACGGUCGACGAGGGCCAUGCCAUAAAUCCGGGUUGCACUUGCAUCCGCUUUACAUCGACGUAUGGCAAGGAGCGUGGCACAUUCAGCAGCCCCGACUACCCACGCCCCUACCCUGCUAGACUCGACUGCCUCCUCUACACAUUCCUCGCCGCGUCUCACGAGAUCGUCGAAAUCAUCUUUACUGAUUUUGACAUCUAUAAAGGACAUCUUGAUUGCACCCAAGGAGACUUUCUCAAGGUCUACUCCGAAGGUGGAACCCACGGUCCUGGACCUCCUGGCGUCAAUGAAUAUUCAGCCUGGUCAAGAGCUCUAUGUGGAAGUAGAAUGGACGCUCCACCAGCUCUUUAUUCUCAUGGACCAUUAUUGGUACUGGAGUUGCACACAGGAGACAAGGAGACCAAUGCUACGGGAUUCAUUGGAACUUAUAGAUUUAUUGAUAGACGAAACUUCGAAACAGACGGAGUACAAGUUGCAGAGACAUGUGACUAUAUCUUUAGCUCACAACCAAAUCGACCUGCUCACGGUCGACUAUAUAGUCCAAGAUAUCCAUCUAGCUAUCCCAGCAAUGUGAGGUGUACUUACCAUUUCACGGCUCGACAAAACGAGCGGAUAAAGUUAGUUUUUGAAGAAUCGUUCUUACAGAAAGGGGAUGUAAGUUGUUUAAACCGUGCUGAUAUUAUAAAGGUGUUUGAUGGUAGAGUGGCAACAGCACCUGUAUUGGCAAUGCUAUGCAAUGAAAUUGUAGGUUACGAAAUUCUAUCAACGGGGCCAGAUCUUCUUGUCCAGUUUACUGCAAAUUCAGAUAAUCCUGGUCAGGGGUUCAAAGCCAGCUACCUGUUUCAGCCGGACGACAAUUCUAGUGCAGACGCUGAAACCAACAAGAAGACGUCAGAGGCAAUAUCCGGCUUAGGACCGGCAGUGAGUGCUGCAACGUCGUCCUGCCAUCAAGUAUUCAGAAGCGAUAAGAGCAAGAGCGGGAAAUUGGUGUCUCCCCUAUAUCCCGCGCCAUAUCCACAGAAAACGCAAUGUCACUACGACUUUCUAGCGAGAGGACGGGAGCGAGUCCGAUUAGUCUUCGAAGACUUUAGUCUGCAGAGAUUAACUGGAAACAUUAUAGACUGUGAGAGUAUGGAUUCUCUAGACGUAUUUUUGUACGUAGACGGGAGACUAGAGAAAAUGGCAUCUUUUUGCGGGAACGAAAUACCAAAGCCAAUAAUGUCGAAUGGACCAAAAUUAUCGAUCGAGUUUCGAGGGAUAUACUCGUCGAGACAUAGUAGGGGAUUUAAAAUAUCCUACUCUUUUGUUGAAGAUUACGGGAUUGCAACGGGGACUCAACUUUUGGAAUUUCCAUGUGCCUUUGUAUAUAAUAGCAGUGAAAGUGGAAGGGGAGUGGUGACGUCACCAAACUAUCCUGGUUUGUAUCCUCGGGAUACGGAGUGUAAUUACUUCUUCUAUGGGAAUACAUUUGAAAAAGUCCACCUGCACUUUACGUACUUCGACGUGGAAGGUGUGGUUCCGUAAGUAGUUAACUUAGUUCUCAAAACAAUACUCUGACA
This is a messenger RNA of Hyposmocoma kahamanoa, 1833 nucleotides long. Its product is annotated as CUB domain-containing protein 2-like. Lineage: Eukaryota; Metazoa; Arthropoda; Insecta; Lepidoptera; Cosmopterigidae. Gene Ontology annotation, cellular component: plasma membrane. The transcript is spliced from 13 exons. The record is from RefSeq and is a predicted model, not a curated record. Bases 209 to 1798 code for a protein of 529 amino acids.